AUGGUUAAAUCUUGCAAUCCAAAUAUAAAACGACAAGAUUUAAUAGAUGCAGCAAAUGAAGAAUGGCGAAAAUAUCGGAAGGAACCUGAAACAACAAUUAAAAAACAAAUUACUAGUUCAAAAUCAUCAUCUUCAACUUCAAGUUCUUUAUUAUCAGAUGAAAUACUUACUGUCACCCCUAAUGCACCAGUUCAGCAAAAAUCUUUAAUGCAAAUUAAAGAUGCUAAAGCUAAAAUAACAGAAUAUGAAUACCUAUUAACGAAUACUAAUGAUAAGGAUCUUCGGUAUCAGAUAUUUGAGAAAUUAAAGGAUGCCCGUGCUAUUAUUGAAAAAGAAAUCAGUCAUCUUAGCUUACUUAAGCACCAUGCUGCAUCACAAGGAAAAUAUCAAGAAAAAAAGUGA
Messenger RNA from Dentiscutata erythropus, 402 nucleotides. The record is from the annotation of a GenBank genome assembly. Lineage: Eukaryota; Fungi; Glomeromycota; Glomeromycetes; Diversisporales; Gigasporaceae.